AUGUCUCCUUUAUAUUAUUAUCUUCCUCAUGUUUAUAUUGGUCUGUACAAAACAGCAUCUUCACAUUUCUCAUAAUUCUUCAUAAAAAUCACACUUUCUCUUUCUCUCUAUUUAUACCCACUACUUUCUUCUCUUAUUUCUUCACUAAAAUCUCUGUUCUUUUCUCUCUUGUUUUUUUUUUCACUCUUUCAUCAAAGUUUCAAACUUUACUUAAUCAUGGCUGCAUCUUCAUCUUUUUUAUCCAACACUAUUUCUUCUUCUAUUAAAACUUGUCAAAACACAAAAUCUCUUGCAUUUUCUUCUCUUAGAUUUGGUCAGCUUGGAUUUAAAUCUUCAUCUCAACAUUUUCUUACUAAAUCUCUCAAACUUAAAACUUCACAUCACUUACCCAACAGAUCUUUUACUUGCAGAACUUCUGCUGAUUCAUCAGAAACAGAUGUUAAGAUUCAUGAAUUCUGUGUUUAUGAGAUAAAUGAACGCGAUCGUGCAAGUCCAGCAGUUCUUAAACUUAGCCAGAAGCCUGUCUUUUCUCUUGGAGACUUAAUUCCUUUCACUAACAAGCUAUACACAGCAGACUUAAAAACGAGGCUAGGAAUCUCAGCAGGAAUAUGCAUUUUGAUCCAAAACAAGCCAGAAAAGAAAGGGGACAGAUAUGAGGCAAAUUUUAGCUUGUACUUUGGAGAUUAUGGUCACAUUUCAAUCCAAGGACCAUACUUAACCUAUGAUGAAUCUUACUUAGCCAUCACAGGUGGUUCCGGAAUUUUCGAGAGCGCAUAUGGGCAGGUGAAAUUGCAACAAAUUGUGUACCCUUUCAAGAUUUUCUACACAUUUUAUCUGAAGGGAAUUAAGGGUGAUUUGCCUGAGUUACUGCUAUGUAAGCCUGUGGAACCUCACCCUGAUGUUGAACCUCACCCUGAUGCUAAGGCCACUCUUCCUGAAGCAGUUAUCCCUAAUUUUACUGACUAAUUGUUGCUUUUAAGUACUACUAGUAGUAGGAGCAAUGAUAUUCCCAUAUCCGAGUAAAUGAUAUGGGAAAAGUUACCCCAUAUCGAAUAUGGGCAAAUACUUCCUCGUAGUAGUAGUAGGAAAUGAGUGUUGAAUAAUAACUUUGGAAUUGUUUCUUUUGGUUGUUGUAGUGUAAUGUGAUGUGAGUUGUGAAAUGUAGGGGAUUUUUGUAUGAAUAAGUGUUAUGUGAGGAUCAACUUCAAGGUCUUUUUGAUUUUGUUAA
Messenger RNA from Beta vulgaris subsp. vulgaris (sugar beet), 1228 nucleotides. Its product is annotated as allene oxide cyclase, chloroplastic. Gene Ontology annotation, biological process: jasmonic acid biosynthetic process. The coding region runs from base 217 to 966 and encodes 249 amino acids. Gene Ontology annotation, molecular function: allene-oxide cyclase activity. The transcript has 3 exons. NCBI's taxonomy places the organism in Eukaryota, Viridiplantae, Streptophyta, Magnoliopsida, Caryophyllales, Amaranthaceae. The record is from RefSeq and is a predicted model, not a curated record.